Trypanosoma conorhini is the source of this 1722-nucleotide messenger RNA. Its product is annotated as malic enzyme. NCBI's taxonomy places the organism in Eukaryota, Euglenozoa, Kinetoplastea, Trypanosomatida, Trypanosomatidae. The transcript has a single exon. The record is from RefSeq and is a predicted model, not a curated record. Gene Ontology annotation, biological process: pyruvate metabolic process; malate metabolic process. Gene Ontology annotation, molecular function: malate dehydrogenase (decarboxylating) (NAD+) activity; NAD binding. Bases 1 to 1722 code for a protein of 573 amino acids. Gene Ontology annotation, cellular component: mitochondrion.
AUGUUUGCCCGGUCUGUGCUGCGGUUGCAAAAGGCUCCGCGGAUUGCGCGCGGUGUAGAUUUUUUGCGCAACCGUUUCACGAACAAAGCCUCUGCCUUCAGCAGAGAAGAGCGUGAGCACCUUGGUGUUGUGGGGCUGCUGCCGCCCGCGGUGGAGUCUAUUGACGACCAGGUGGAGCGGGUCUGGAAGCAGUUUAAGCGGCUCAACUCCCCCAUCAACCGCUAUCAGCUGCUGCGCGGAAUCAUGGACACAAACGUGACGCUGUUCUACAAAUUCGUGCAGGCGCACACGAAGGACUCGUUGCCCGUCAUUUAUACUCCGACAGUCGGUGAGGCCUGCGAGCGGUAUGGCGCCAUUUUUCAGCGGGACCACGGUCUGUACGUGAGUAUGCGGGAUAAGGGGAAUAUUAAGCAGAGCUUGAAAAACCUGCGCAAACCUAACAUUGACGUCAUUGUCAUCACGGAUGGCUCCCGCAUUCUCGGUCUUGGCGACCUCGGCGCGAACGGCAUGGGCAUCAGCAUCGGCAAGUGCUCCCUGUACGUUGCUGCAGGUGGCAUCAAACCAAGUCGUGUCUUGCCCGUUAUGCUGGACGCGGGCACGGAUAAUGAGAAACUUCGCAAUCAUCCACUCUAUCUGGGGGAACGCAGUCCGCGAUUCGCAGACGAGGAGUUCUACGCGGUGCUGGACGAGUUCAUGGAGGCGGCGAGCGCGGAGUGGCCGAACGCCGUCAUUCAGUUCGAGGACUUCAGCAACAACCACUGCUUCGACAUACUGCAGCGCUACCAGAAGAAGUACCGCUGCUUCAACGACGACAUUCAGGGCACGGGCGCGGUGAUUGCCGCCGGCUUCCUCAACGCUAUGGAGGUGAGCGGCGUUCCUGUGAAGAAUCAGCGCAUCGUAUUUUUGGGUGCCGGGUCUGCUGCCGUGGGCGUGGCGGAAACUAUUGUACAGCUUGCGGCCACACAGUUUUCCGUUCCUGUUGAGAAGAUGCGAGAAGCAGUGUACUUGGUGGAUUCGAAGGGUCUGGUGACGACGACCCGUGGCGAUGCAUUGGCGCCACACAAGCUGUUGUGGGCUCGUAAGGAUAUUGCCCCUGAACUUAACGAAUCACUCUCUACGCUGGUAGGCGUGGCGAGUCACGUUAAGCCGACGGCGUUGAUUGGGCUGGCCGCGGCCAGUGGUGCCUUUACGGAGGAGAUCGUCAGGAUGAUGGCUUCGUACUGUGCGCGUCCCAUAUUGUUUCCGUUGUCAAAUCCCUCGUCGAAAGCGGAAGUCAUUCCGGACGAUGCCUACAAGUGGACAGACGGUGCCGCGGUUGUGGCUUCUGGCAGUCCGUUUCCAUCCAGUCUCGUGAACGGUAAGGUGCUGAGUCCCUCGCAGGGUAACAACCUUUACAUUUUCCCUGGUGUCGGGCUUGGGUGCGCCAUCGCACAGCCACCACACAUUCCGCAAGAACUGUUCGUCGCGGCCGCGCAGGCACUCAGCCGCUUGGUGCCUCCAGAGGUUAUGCAGGUGGAGGGCAAAUUGUACCCGCCAAUCGAUGACGUCCGUAACGCGUCUAAGCACGUGGCGGUGGCAGUGAUUGAGGACCUGCAGCGCAAGGGCUUGGCAAAGGAGGAUCUUCCGAAGAACACAGCAGAACUCAUGAAAGUUGUGGAGGAGUUUAUGUGGGAGCCACGUUACUUGGAGCCUGAGUACUACUUGUCUAAGCGUUUCGACUAG